UGGUUGAAUACCAACUUUUCAUUUCUUGGCCGACCAAAGUUCUUUGCUGGUCGGGUCAUCGGGUGGAGCGGGUCGGGUUACUUGGUCGGGUGAGCGGGUUGGUGACCUGGUCGAGCGGGUCGGGUGAGUGGGUCGAGCGGGUCGGGUGACUCGGUCAGGUGAGCGGGUUGAGCGGUUCCGGUUACUCGGUUGGUGAGCGGGUCAAUCGGGUUGAGCGAGUGGUUCAGUUGAAGUGGUCGGGUCUUUGGUCGGGCCACAUUCUUCUAAAGCUGAAAGACAUAUUAAAAGAGAUUGGACUUCUUCUUUCUUGUCUUCUUUCUGAUUCAUCUUCUUAAAAAAGGCCACAACCAUUUCCCUAAGCCUUUUGGUUUAGCUCGGGUCAUUGGUCCAUCCUCUUCGAUCUCUUGUCCAUCCGGUUUAAGUGAUGAUUCGUCCAACUCCUUCUCCUUGGUGCUCGUAUCAGUUCUUUAUGGAGAUAUGAAAUCAGAUUUGUUUAUUCUACGGUAUAUGGAUGUAGAAGCAGUGCUGGAAGCUUACCGAUAAAGAUUAUGGAUACAUUGGUUGGGGCUAGAUCCCUCUUCUAGGGUUAUCAGAAGAUUAGAUGGAACUUUUGAUCUUCUUCUAAGAGGAUCAUCAUGGAUGCAAGCAACCCGAAUCUGCUCUUCAGUCUGCUAAAGUUUAAGUGAUUUAGAUAGUCUGAAUCACAAGGCGCCAAGGAGAGUAGGAAUUUCGGAGUGAAAAAGACAACAAGAUUUUGCAGCUUCGGAGAAUAUGUUUUGAAGAACGGUCUAAAUAAGUGGUCUAGGAAUCUGAUUUGGACCGCAUAAGAAGGAAAUGUGCCAAGGAAGAAUGAUCAUAACACCUACGGGUCAACGAAACCCAUUCCUGCACUCUUGGUCUUGCUUCCCAGGAUUGGUCAUGGUAGCUGCUCUCGAUGGACACAAGAAGGAUAUAAAGGGGAUUGUGCUUCCUAAGGGUUCAGAUAAACUUUUCUCAGCCAGUAGCGAUGGUACAUUGCAAAUAUGGGACUGCCACACAAUCAAACUUCAUGCAGAAGCCGGGUUUUUAAUAAGUGAAGGGCCAUGGGUUUUCCUUGGCUUGCCAAAUGCUCUUUCAACGUCCAAACUCCAAACCGAUAAAGAUUUGCAUCUUAAUGGAAUGGCUGGUCAGGUGCAUGCUAUGACUGUUAGCAGUGGGAUGCUUUUUGCUGGGUCAAGUAGUUCAUAUAUAUCUGUCUGGAAAGCUACUGACGGCGAGUCUGAUCCUUCGGACACCAUAGUAAGUGAAGUCACAUGAUCUAUUGUUGGGGGUCAGCGACUAUACUCUGGUUCCGUGGAUAAAAAUGUGUGGGAUCUCAACACACUGGAGUGCACAAUAACCCUGAGGCAACAUACCGACACUGUCACAUCUCUCUUACGCUGGGAUCAGUAUCUCUUAUCGUCUUCUUUGGAUGGGACCAUAAAAGUCUGGGCUGCUUCUGAAAAUGGCAUCUUGAAAGUUAAAUAUACCCGCCGACGAGAACAAGUAAGGGUCCGAAUGGUAACCGCGGUUUUGAUAGAUUAA
Molecule: messenger RNA, 1563 nt
Organism: Brassica oleracea var. oleracea
Lineage: Eukaryota; Viridiplantae; Streptophyta; Magnoliopsida; Brassicales; Brassicaceae
Product: zinc finger CCCH domain-containing protein 62
Molecular function (GO): protein binding
Source: RefSeq, a predicted model, not a curated record